GAAAAACCUGAACAGAGAUGCCGUUAACCUCGUUGAGUCAUACAAACCCGGACCGUCAGCUGAUAGGUACAUAUCGGAGCUUCUGGAACGUAUGCGGACUCAUGACUCGGAUGAUGAUGAAGAUGACGAAAGCGAUUCAGAUAUCCAUUGGAAGCGCCAGCGUAAUGGCACACCGACAGCAAAUUAGGAUCGGUAAAAGCGGGUUUUCGAGGCAAGGGCCGAACGUUAUCAUUACGAGACACGAACGCAUGGAAGAUUCGGGAAGGAGUGAUGAAAUAGAGAGGAGCAACAGCCCAAUACACACGAACGAAGAGCAAAUCACAAGUAGCCUAGCAGCUGGAAUGGAAAUUGAAACUUCUAGGGGAACCAGAAGAAGUUGA
Armigeres subalbatus is the source of this 380-nucleotide messenger RNA. RefSeq lists its product as uncharacterized. The coding region runs from base 18 to 380 and encodes 120 amino acids. NCBI's taxonomy places the organism in Eukaryota, Metazoa, Arthropoda, Insecta, Diptera, Culicidae. The record is from RefSeq and is a predicted model, not a curated record. The transcript has 2 exons.